Messenger RNA from Balaenoptera musculus (blue whale), 4287 nucleotides. It is a transcript of the gene HNF1A, whose product is annotated as HNF1 homeobox A. The record is from RefSeq and is a predicted model, not a curated record. The coding region runs from base 1224 to 3122 and encodes 632 amino acids. Gene Ontology annotation, biological process: regulation of transcription by RNA polymerase II; insulin secretion; pancreas development. Gene Ontology annotation, cellular component: nucleus. NCBI's taxonomy places the organism in Eukaryota, Metazoa, Chordata, Mammalia, Artiodactyla, Balaenopteridae. The transcript has 10 exons. Gene Ontology annotation, molecular function: RNA polymerase II cis-regulatory region sequence-specific DNA binding; DNA-binding transcription factor activity, RNA polymerase II-specific.
UAUACAUGGAAUCAUACAAUAGAUGGCCUUUUGUGUCUGGCUUCUUUCACUUAGCAUGAUGUCUUCAAGAUUCAUGCCUACUGUAGCAUGAAUCAGGACUUCAUUCCUUUUUAUGGCCAAAUAAUAUGCCAUUGCACAGACAGACCACAUUUCUUCUAUCCAUUCAUCCACUGAUGGAUAUUUAUGUUUUUUCUAUUUUUUAGCUCUUGUGAAUCAUGCUGCUGAGAACAUUCGCAAGCAAGUUUUCGUGUGGACAUUUCUUUUAAGUUCUUUUGGGUUUUGCAUUAAUUUUGAAUUUUUAAUAGAGUAUAUAAAAAUAUUUUUUCAUCUUGAGUUUUUCGACGUCCCCUUAAAAUUUGCACCUGCACCAAGUGCUUGACUGGCCUCACCCUGCUCCCACUCCACAAAUCUUGUCCCUGUUAGCUGUGUGACUUUGAGCGAGUUGCUUACCCUCUCAGAGCCUCAGUUUCCUCCUCUGUAAAAUGGGCAUAAUCCCUGUACCUACUCACAGCUGUUAGGGGGCUACACUGAGGUAAUGACGCACGUUACAGACCCAGCCCACAGUAAACUUAAGUCGAAGCGUUUUCCCUCCUGGGAGGCCAGAUGUUGGGGCUGGCAGUGGGGGGUCCUCAAAUGGAUGUGUCCUAGCCUUGCCCUUGAGGAGAGUUUACCCGACAGCCUAGAACUCUCUGCUGCUUCUGUUCCCAAGGCUGUUUUUGUUCUCUUGCCUCAGCCUGGCCCCCUACGAGGUCGCUGGGGGAGGGACCCGAUGCUGGUCACCCGAAGGCCUCCCCGGCUCCCAGCACCUUCCAUCCCAGCUGUCCUGGGCCCCCCACCGCUGCCUCCCCCGCCCUCCGCUCUGCCCACUCCCAUGGAAGGCCACGGCUCCCCGUCCCUCUGCGCUGCCAUGAGGCCUGCACUUUGCAGGGUGAAGUCCAAAGUUCAGUCCCUUCGCUAAGCACAUGGAUAAAUAUGAACCUUGGAGAAUUUCCCCAGCUCCAAUGUAAACAGAGCGGGCAGGGGCCCUGAUUCACUGGCCACUGGGGCCAGGGUUGGGGGUUGGGGGUGCCCACAGGGCUUGGCUAGUGGGGUUUGGGGGGGCAGCGGGCGCAAGGAGCCUGGUUUGGGCCUGCCUGCUGGCCGGCCAGCACGGAGCCAGCCCACACGGCGGGGAGGCGGCCGGCUCAGUGGCCCUGGGCCGCGUGGCCCGCGCUAGUGGAGCCAUGGUUUCUAAACUGAGCCAGCUGCAGACGGAGCUCCUGGCGGCCUUGCUCGAGUCGGGCCUGAGCAAAGAGGCGCUGAUCCAGGCGUUGGGUGAGCCGGGGCCCUACCUGCUGGCUGGAGACGGCCCCCCGGACAAGGGGGAGUCCUGUGGUGGCGGCAGUCGAGGGGAGCUGGCCGAGUUGCCCAAUGGGCUGGGGGAGACGAGGGGCUCCGAGGACGAGACGGACGACGAGGGUGAAGACUUCACACCGCCCAUUCUCAGAGAGCUGGAGAACCUCAGCCCCGAGGAGGCAGCCCACCAGAAAGCCGUGGUGGAGACCCUGCUGCAGGAGGACCCAUGGCGUGUGGCUAAGAUGGUCAAGUCCUACCUGCAGCAGCACAACAUCCCGCAGCGGGAGGUGGUCGACACCACCGGCCUCAACCAAUCCCACCUGUCCCAGCACCUCAACAAGGGCACCCCCAUGAAGACGCAGAAGCGAGCCGCCCUGUACACCUGGUACGUCCGCAAGCAGCGAGAGGUGGCCCAGCAGUUCACCCACGCAGGGCAGGGUGGGCUGAUUGAAGAGCCCAUGGGCGAUGAGCUACCAACCAAGAAGGGUCGGAGAAACCGUUUCAAAUGGGGCCCAGCAUCCCAGCAGAUCCUGUUCCAGGCCUACGAGAGGCAGAAGAACCCCAGCAAGGAGGAGCGGGAGGCGCUGGUGGAGGAGUGUAACAGGGCGGAGUGCAUCCAGAGGGGGGUGUCACCGUCACAGGCGCAGGGGCUGGGCUCCAACCUCGUCACAGAGGUGCGCGUCUACAACUGGUUUGCCAAUCGGCGCAAGGAAGAAGCCUUUCGGCACAAGCUGGCCAUGGACACGUACAGCGGGCCGCCACCAGGGCCAGGCCCAGGCCCUGCGCUGCCUGCCCACGGCUCCCCUGGCCUGCCCCCACCGGCCCUCUCCCCCGGUAAGGUCCACGGAGUGCGCUAUGGACAGCCUGCAAGCAGUGAGGGGGCAGAAGUGCCCUCAAGCAGUGGUGGUCCCUUGGUGACAGUGUCUGCACCCCUGCAUCAAGUGUCCCCCACUGGUCUGGAGCCCAGUCACAGUCUGCUGAGCACAGAAGCCAAAUUGGUCUCAGCCACUGGGGGCCCGCUGCCCCCGGUCAGCACCCUGACAGCACUGCACAGCUUGGAGCAGACAUCCCCGGGCCUCAGCCAGCAGCCCCAGAACCUCAUCAUGGCCUCACUUCCCGGGGUCAUGGCCAUAGGGCCUGGUGAGCCUGCCUCCCUGGGCCCCACGUUCACCAACACGGGCGCCUCCACCCUGGUCAUUGGCCUGGCCUCCACGCAGGCGCAGAGCGUGCCGGUCAUCAACAGCAUGGGCAGCAGCCUGACCACCCUGCAGCCCGUCCAGUUCUCGCAGCCUCUGCACCCUUCCUACCAGCAGCCGCUCAUGCCCUCCGUGCAGAGCCACGUGGCCCAGAGCCCCUUCAUGGCCACCAUGGCCCAGCUGCAGAGCCCCCAUGCCCUCUACAGCCACAAGCCCGAGGUGGCCCAGUACACCCACACGGGCCUGCUUCCGCAGACCAUGCUCAUCACCGACACCACCAACCUGAGCGCCCUGGCCAGCCUCACACCCACCAAGCAGGUCUUCACCUCAGACGCUGAGGCCUCCAGUGAGUCCGGGCUUCACACACCAGCGUCCCAGGCCGCCACCAUCCACAUCCCCAGCCAGGACCCUGCUGGCAUCCAGCACCUGCAGCCCACCCAUCGGCUCAGCGCCAGCCCCACCGUGUCCUCCAGCAGCCUGGUGUUGUACCAGAGCUCCGACUCCACCAACGGCCAUGGCCAUCUGCUGCCAUCCAACCACAGCGUCAUUGAGACCUUCAUCUCCACGCAGAUGGCCUCUUCCUCCCAGUAACCACGGACACGGCCUCCCAGGGGAUGGGCCCUGGAGCCUACACAGACUGCUGGAGGGGUGACCAAGACAUCUGAGCCUGCAAAACUUUCACUGCCCCCAGGCUGCUGCUCUUCCCUGGAAAACUGUGCCUCAGUCCCCACCCUGUUCCCCUCAGAAAAGGGGGGGGGGUUCUGAGGCGCCCCAACCCGAGGAGGGCUGCUUCAGUGCACAAGAGGGAACCGUGCAGAGCUGGGAAGCAGAGCCUGCUCCUGGUGGGACUCGGGAGGGACUGUCCCUGCUGCUCAGGGUAAAUCUUGUCACUUGGAACAGAAGGGGGCAGCCCUGGGCUCUGGUACCCCCAGGCCGGGCCUGUGGAGACGCCACACUUCUCAGGACACCAGGCUGUGCAGCUGGGAGAGAGGUCAUAGGUCAACGUGGCCCCAUGCUGUCACCUGUGCCCCAAUCAGGCCACUCCACCCAGCCCCCCUUCCUGCUUUUAACCCGUACACCCAUUUGGACCCACCUGUCCCCCACCACAUAAGCAUCGCCUGAGUGGCUCCUCUGUGCCAGGGCCUGGGGCAAGCAGGCCUCUCCAGCUUCCCUCGUCCUGAGCCAUCCCUCUCCCCAGCCGCCAUGAUCUCCCGUUUUCUUGGACAUCUGUCCCCCUGCGCAUCACACCUUCUGAUGCCAGCCUGGCAUCUCGCCUCUACUGGAAAGCCCCCAUCCCCGCAGGCCUAGGUGUUGUCUCUGCUCCUAUGGGAGACUCGUGACUCUGUGCCUGGUGCCAAGUCAAGGUCAUGGGGCAGCAGACCCUUCCCUGCUUUGGGGGAGAAGCUGCUGAGCUCAGAAGGCGGUAAGGCCAGGGCAGCUGGCAGAGCUGAGGGGCCCAGAGGGAGGAGAGAGGCGAGACCAGAGGAGAGGUUGCCGCCUGGAAGCUUGGAGCCCAGCUGGCUGAGGGAAGGCGAUCACAGCCCACCACCCCGGGGAGGUUGAGGUCCUGAGGGACAAGGGAGCCGUGCCAACGCAGGGCUCAUCUCCCUGGGGCUGCUGCAGAUAACCCAGCCCCAGUGGACUGCCUCCAUCCUGGAUUGAGGAAGGAGCCAGGGGAGAACUGGCAUUCCCUGCAGCUUGCAGCCGGCUAAGGGCGAGCCUGUACAUUUAUUUAACUUUUAGUAAAUGAGGAACA